UUGAACCGUGCUCGGUUGAUUAGGGGAUCACCUGGCCAAAGCGCGUUGGGCCUGCCGCAUUGGGGCUCAAGUUAUUGAGCCUGAUACGUGAGAGAGAGGAAAGGUAGCAGAUGAGAGCGUAGAGACGCCAUGGCGCAGACAAUGGCAAACAAUCAGCAGAUGAUGUACUACUACAUUGUGCCAGGAGGGCAAGCCCAGCAGAUGCAAGGUGGAGAGGGCAUGAUGGCCAACCAGCAGCAUCAGAUGCAGGGCUAUGAUCAGAUGCAAGGCUUCAACAUGGGCGGUGACCAUGGGGGGUACGUCCUGAUGCCUCAGGACGGAGGCGUGAACCAUCAGAUGGGCCAGAUGCAGCCUACGAUGAUGGCCGCCGGAAAUAAUGGAUGCAUGCAACAGAUGGUGCUCGUCACCAUGAUGACCGACCAGCAGGGUGGUCAGCAGACUGUCAUGAUGGACCCCAGUGCGUGCCAAGGUUGCCAGGGCUGCCAGGGCUGCCAGGGCUGCCAGGGCUGCCAAGGCUGCCAAGGCUGCCAGGGUUGCCAGGGCUGUGGUCAAGCAGGCCAACAUUGGGGCCAAGCCAACGUGGGGCAUUGCAAUGGAUGUGGUGCGCCGCCGAUGCAAGAUGCCCAGCGCAUGCAGCCGCCUGGUCAGCCAAUGCACAUGGACGGACGCAGCAUGGGCAACCAAGGCGGCCAGACCCAAGGCCAGACGCAAGGCCAAGGCCAAGGCCAAGGCCAAGGCACAGGGAACCAACCCAGCCAAGGCAACCAAGCGAAUCAAGGCCAAAUGGCCGCUCAAAACACGCAAAGUGCCACUGAUGCGAAUGCACCACCAUUGGCCCCCCAGCAGCCCGCUUCCAAGAAGAAGGGCCUUGUCAACAAGAAGAUUGACAGAAACGCCACGACCAGUGCUACAACUGGCACUGCAAAUGCAGGCAGCGCAACCAACACACAAUCACAGAGUGCAGCACCCGCACCCGCCGGAGCACCUAGUGAACCAGAAGCAGCGGCACCUCAGCCAGCAGCAUCAGUACCGCCGUCGGCCCCUUCUACAGACAGCCCCAUCGCGGCCAGGAGCGACGCCAACACUGCGGUGCAUCCGCGCUACAACUUGCCCUCGUUGCCUCCCAAGGCGCACGCCGCCUCGGCGCACGCCUUCGCGUCCAACAUCAAGGCCUUGAACCUGGAGCCCAUGCGUUCAGCCACGAAGGGCGGCAGAAGCGGCAUCAGCUCCAUGAAGCCUUUGGACGCCUCAGACCUGGUGCCCCUGGCCUUGCCGGAGAGAGCCAAGGCCACGGCCCCGGAGCCGGUGCCGCCAGUGCCGCCAGCACCUCCGGCGGCCGUGGCGCAGGAGCCCGCAGCACCCCCGCCAGCCCCGCAGCCGGUGGCGCCUGCUCCGACACCGGCGCCCGUGCCCGCGUUGCCGGCGCAGAGCCAGUCCCCACAGCCUGCAGCCAAGACUCCAGCAAAGAAGGGGAUCAAGAUCAAGAACGUGUCGUUGGCUAGGCAAGCAAGGCCUGCAGAGGAGAUCAAGGAUGCUCAGCCGACGCCCGUGGAGGUUGCGCCAAGAGUGGAGGAGCCGGCGCCACCGCCAAUGGCUUUGCCAUCCACCGAAAUCCGCGAAUCCGGGGUGAACCUUUGCCCUGCGAGCAAGGUCUUCAGUCGCGAGCUGAUGCUGCGCAUCUGGCAGAUGCACAAGGGAGAGCUACACAGCGCCGUUGGGGGGCUGUCUGUCAGCACCCGGCCCGGAGAGAAGACGCCGAUGAUGGAGAGGAAGAAGAUGCCCAACAAGAGGGACGAUGCCCCAGACCGAGCCAAUGUCUUUGGCACCGAGAUGAAGAACAAGGGCAAGAAGGAACUUUUGCCCAAGCCGUCUGAGAACGCCUACAAGAUCAAAGAGGUGUCCGGCGGCCUGGAAGAGUUGGAGAGGAAGGCCAGAAGUCUGCUCAACAAGAUCUGCCCAGACAACUUGGGAGUGAUUGUGGACCAGCUGGCGGGCAUCAAGCUGACCACGGCCACGGAGCUGGAGUAUGUCAUCCGCAUCAUCUUCAAGAAGGCCUUGGCAGAGCCCCACUAUUGCGAGACCUAUGCAGACAUGGUCUUCGCACUUCGGGAGAGAUAUCCGCAGUUCCCGCCAGAGAACGAGGGCGAGAAACCUGCAAGCUUCACACGAGUCUUGCUGAACAACUGCCAGAACGAGUUCGAGAACAUGCCACAGACCUUCGAGGCCACGGAGGCGGAGAGGAUCAAGUUCACCAAUCCGGAGGAGCUGCAAGCUGAGCUCAAGCGCAAGAAGGACAUGAUGCUGGCCAACAUGAAGUUCAUUGGCCACCUCUUCUUGCGCCAGCUUCUCGCAGUGAAGGUUAUCGGACAAGUCGUUCACGACCUCAUUGGCAUCAAGGACAACUUGACACUGCCAGAGGAGCACAUGAUUGAGUGUGUGUGCGAGCUCCUGCAGGCGAUUGGGUACACCUUGGACGAGACGCAGCACGGAGAGAACUUGAUGAACUCUUUCCAGGCGCGGCUGAAGGAUUUGUCCAGAUCACUGUCCAGCGACGGCAAGCAGGCAUUCUCAAAGCGCAUCCGCUUUGCGAUCGAAGACCUGCUGGACCUCCGCAGGAACAAGUGGCAGAAGAAGGUCUUCAAGGAGCAGGCAAAGACUAAGAAAGACGUGAAGGGAGAAGCUGCGGGGAAGUCGAAGCAGGCCACCGAUGGCCACUUUUCCACGCAGAUCGCUGGCCAGAAGCCGGCCUACAUCGAGGAGCUGAAGGCGCACAAGCAGCCCAAGGAGAAGCCAGGGGAUGGCGGCAAGCCAAGCCUGGACACGUCGUACGUGAAGAAGAUUUGCAAUUACUUCGCGGAAGACAGGAACGGCGAGUCUUUGGCAGCCGACUGGAACAAAGCGAAGCCCAGCCCUUCGGAGUCCAAGGCGGCCUUAGACUUCUUGGUCAACCAGGGCUUCGAGGAGGAGAGAAAGGAGGAUGCCCACGCGGACUCCUUGGCGGAGUUGGUGAACCGGCGGUGUGUGCAGCCUGAGUGGCUGAAGGACGCGCUGGUGCAACCCAUUACCCAGUUGGAAGACUGGAAGAUUGACGCGCCGCAGUGCGACGUGUUUUUCCACUCGCUCCUGGCGAAGCUGUACCAACUGGAUUCAUUGAGCCCAGUGACUGUGGUGUUGAAGUCGCUGCAGCCGCUGCAGCACACCGCCUCGCAGAAGAACCUUUGCUGGAAGCUUCUGCUGGGCUGCCUUAGAAAAUUGAAGUCGAGAGGAGGUGGAUCCAUCCAGAAGGCUUUAGGCCACAACGACUUUGUGAGCUUGGCGGCCACUGUUAAGGGAUGAUGUUUGGCCACUUGAAGGACGAGUCAGGGUGGAACUGUGGGCAGAUGUCCAGUGGAUGCUGCACGGCGCCAAUUAGAAUCCGAGUGCUGAUCUUUUCAGCUGCCAUGGCGAGCAAGAGACGGCAAAGCGAAGGCCAGGGCACU
Effrenium voratum is the source of this 3479-nucleotide messenger RNA. The record is from the annotation of a GenBank genome assembly. Lineage: Eukaryota; Dinophyceae; Suessiales; Symbiodiniaceae.